This is a messenger RNA of Eupeodes corollae, 466 nucleotides long. Its product is annotated as dynein light chain roadblock-type 1-like. Gene Ontology annotation, cellular component: cytoplasm; centrosome; cytoplasmic dynein complex. The coding region runs from base 156 to 458 and encodes 100 amino acids. Gene Ontology annotation, molecular function: dynein intermediate chain binding. Lineage: Eukaryota; Metazoa; Arthropoda; Insecta; Diptera; Syrphidae. Gene Ontology annotation, biological process: microtubule-based movement. The record is from RefSeq and is a predicted model, not a curated record. The transcript has 2 exons.
AAACUGAAAGGUUUUUUUCUAAUGGGUCUUGAAAGGAAUUAGAUAACUAUCUUCGCAAACUUUAUUUUUUUCAAACUUAGUUUGAAAUCAAUCAAAGCUGUUUUAUUUUUCAUGUAUUUCAUUUUGUAUGUGUAAUUAUUUUCAAAAAGAGUAAAAUGUCUUCUGGAUUUGAUGAAAUAGUACGCAAAAACGAACCAACUUCUGAUCGAAUUGUUGACAAAACUCAUGGUUAUAUUGUUAUAAAUAAUCGUAAUGCCAUAGCUAUGAAAAGUACAUUGGAAAAUUCAAUAACUCAAGGCAUAAUAAAGCAGAUGGCUGGACCUCUUAUAUUUUCAGCUAGAAGUGCUGUACGAGAUUUAGAUUCAACUAAUGAUUUGACGUUUUUGAGAAUUGGAACAAAAAAAUUUGAAUAUUUAAUUGCUCCCGAAGAAGAUUUUACUAUUGUUGUUCUGCAAUAAAAUAAUAU